CAGCUAGGACAUGCGGUAUACACUUUCUUCCCCAUAUUAACUUUUACAAAUAUUUACCUAUAAUCUAUAAAUAUAACCCACUUAUCGCGAAAUUUUUUGAAAUAAAUCGUCAAAACAGUAGUGGUGCUCAUUUAUAAUAAUAUUAUGAUUAUAUUUACUUAUUUCCGCGUGAAGUUAUCUAUCGUGCAUUCGAACACAAGUCGAAAAAUAAUCUAUAGGCAUAUACUUAUAGGACUAAUAGGUACCAUUUGUGUUCGCAUGUGUGUUGUGUUGUUUUUAGAGAUUCUAGGUUACUCAUUAAUUCUUUAGAAAGUGACGAAUCUCGACAGAGCUGGCGAACCUCGCAGACUAACCAUAAAAGUAAAACAUUUAACAAAAACGUGGGAGCAACGAUUAUGACGUAGCGGUCACCCAUAACCUGUUGCUGGUCUCGCGAGCGCGGUGUCUUCACUUUCAAAAAUAUCGCGGCCGCGUUCACAUAUAGGUACGCUAGAAUUUUUAUACCAAGUAGUGUUGUUUUCCCUAACCUAUAUCAACGACUAGAACGAAUAGAGUGUAUCAACAUGACAGUGAAUAAAGGUGGAAACGCUACGAGCAAGACAAAAAAGAAAACUACCACAUCCAACACUGCCGCUAGUUCAUCCAGCACAAGCAAAACAAGUACCAGUAGCUCUGUUGUCAAAAAUACUUCAACGAAAAGCGAAGUUGUCCAGUCGGGUGCCGUAUCAAAGUCUUCCUCUGCUUCGAGCCUGCAAAUAGCGGACGUCUCUCAUUUACCGGUAAACGCGAAAAUCGUGAAAUAUACCGUGACAGAAUCUUUGCCUACCGGUGGCGGCGAAAAAAUAACCACGUACGGGGAAACUGGCCCAACUUCAACCGAAUAUAGACAUUUCAUUUCUAAAGAUGCUGCCAACCAUUCCGCGGAAAUCCAACAGUUGAGUUCGGUUCUCAACCAAUCAAUUACGAAUUUGGACCAGUCGAAUUUAUCUCAUCAUUCCGGGUCAACGUAUACCGUAACAGAACCCAUGGAAGAACUGAAGCUGACCUACAACAAGAACGAUUCUGCGUGGAACGGUAAAUUUGUUAUUGAACAACCACUUGAAAAGGGUAAGAAAACGAAAAAUCAAAUUGUUAAAACCGGCGAUACAGUAGUAGAGCAUUCCUCUUCGUCAACUUCACAUGAAGAAAGAUCAUCGAUGGAAAAAAGCUCUUCUAGUAGUUAUGUUUUAGAAAUAGUAGACGGAAAAGAACGAAUUAUUGACAAAAAACAUCAUGACUCUGUGAAGUCAGCUCAGUCGAGCAAUGACGAACAUUUAAUAACCAGAGGUGGAACAAAUAUCACCCCCGAAGUACAUUUCAAACAAAAAGCUUCUGAUAGUUCCACUCGGUAUGACUCAGCUGUUCCUGAGUUCCAGAAACCCAAAACAAAGUCAUCCACGGCUGUGCGAGAAAUCCAUCAAGUAGGAGAUCAAACUUCUUCUUCCUCAGAUAUUCAACACGGUACUAAAACAAUCACAGAUGAUAGGAAUUCUAUCAAGUCUGACACCAAACAUUUUCUUGAUAAUGAAAAGACUGAUUCGAUAAAGCAACAAAGAAACUCAAAAGAUAUCCAUGACGCUAGAACAGAGAGUAUUCAAUCUAAAAAUGUAGGUGCUACUACUACCACAACUACUACCACUACAUAUUAUGAUUCUAAAGGAAAUGUCAUCAAAACAUUAGUUGACGUUGAUACAGAAAACACACCAGGUUCCUCAACCUCUCAAGAAAGAGUGACGCGAGAUAAUACGACAGAAUCGAGCGAUGUAAUCCGCUCAGAUGAAAGAAAUUACGAGCAAGCUUUUCGAGGUACUAAUGUGCCAUCGACUUCAACUCCGAAGAAAACAUUUCCAACUCAAGGCAAAACGAAAUUUGAAGACACCAACAAAUCCACAACCCAAUUAUCAGCGACUGAAAGUGAUCAAAUAAUCACAGAUACUUCAAUUAAUAUCGUCGAUAAUGCGAUGAGAAAUGCCCAAAUGUCGACUAACUCCAAAGACUUCUAUGGGCACUCUGUUGAUUCAUCUGGAACUGUUGUUCGCAAUGUUUAUGAUACGAAUGCUAUACAAAAUACAAUUGGUGUCAGAGGAAAUGUUAUCAUGGACAAUACAAUAGACAAUACCGAUAUUGUUUACUCAAAUGACAGAAAUUACGGAAAAACCGGUUGGAAUGGUCAGUUCACAUACGAAACGCCCCAAGACCGAAAUGGAACUGUUCCAACCAACGACAACAAACCGAAAUCUUCCACGAGGGGCCGUCAGAAGGUAUCGCCUGAAGAUCUCCCAGCAGCUGGAGCUCCAUCACAGAGGAGGAGACCAGAGGGACCGUCAGAACAUACACAAGAUUUUCUCAUGUCUGAAAGGAUGGAGAACGUGAGACAGUCCACAGGUGAUUCAACAUUAAUUAAGUCACUAACAAGUAACAUAGUGGACUCAAAAACUACGAUGAAUAGCAAUAAAAUCAUCUCGGAUUCGACUCAAAGACUGCCUGGGGCUGGUGCGCCUUCUAGAGAAUCAGUUGAUGUGAACAAACCUGUCACUACUGAUUCUGAAUACUACGAGAAUGUUAUGAGAAUGCAAAGUUCAGAUACGAACAUUUCGAAAAACUAUAGCACCGAAACAAUAACGAAUAUCACUGACUCAAGAAAUACUAUGGAUAGAAAAGUAACAGGCGAAGAGAGAUACAUAAGUACCGAACCAAGAAGAAUCUCUUAUGAUAAAAUGCCAGCAGCAGGAAUGCCUACUUGGGUAGCGGAUGAGCAUAAUCCUAUAAAGCCGACAAGAAAAGAACCUGACGUAUUACCACGAAGAGAAACUAGAUUACAUCCAGAAGAUUUUCCACCUGCAGGACGUUCUGGCAUACCUGCUAAAAGAAGCGAUUCUCCAUCAAAACAAGCUUCUUCAGAUAUUACCACAAAUACUGAAUACAUUGACCACAGAACUGAAUCUAGUUCACAUCAUCAGUCAGUACGAACGGUCGAUGAAAGAGUAUCGAGAAAUGGAGAAACAGUUCACCACAGCUCAGUUACUGAUCGAAAUACUUCAGACAGGCACCCCCAUAAAAUAACUGCACCUGAAGAUUUGCCCGCAGCUGGUGCUCCUUCAAGGAAAGUGGAAAAAGAUCUACCACCGGCGAAUAAAAAUAUAUCACCAAAAAAAGAAACUAAAUUGCGCCCAGAAGAUCUGCCAGCUGCUGGGAGUAGGAAGAAACCAGCUAGAAGAAGUGACUCCCCAUCCAAGACAAUACCGUCCACAAAUACUACAACUUCUCUACAUUCCGAUACUAUAACUGACUACAAUACUACUGUGAUAACUGAUUCUACCUCACAUCAUGAAUCAACACAUAUGGCUGACGAAAAAGUCAUGAGAGAUGGAAAAACCAUUUAUCACACUUCAGUUACCGAAAAAAGCACAUCAGACGAUCAACCAGAAAAAAAAACACGGAGCAAGAUUGCACCCGAAUACUUACCAGCAGCUGGAGCGACUACGAGAAAAACAGAAAAAUAUUUGCUAACUCACCAGAAACCAUCGAGUCUUGAAAAGGAAACUGAAAUACCAAUUAAAAAAAAUAGAUUACGUCCAGAAGAUUUGCCAGCUGCUGGAGAUACUACUAUUAGAAGUGGUUCUCCUUCCAAACAAAUUCCAAUAGGAGAUACUACAGUUGCUCAUCAAACUCAUACUAGUAUUGACCACGAAACUAGUCUGGUAACUGAUUCAAAGUCACAUCAUCAAUCUAUUCAUGUAAUUGAUGAAAAAGUUUCGAAGAAUGGAGAAAUCAUUCAUCAUACUGCAAUCACUGAUAGAAGCACAUCAGACCAACAAGGGAGAACUCCUCAUGGUAAACUUGCACCAGAAGACUUGUCAGCAGCUGGAGCUUCAACGAGAAAGGUGGAAAAAUAUCUCCCAGAUAACCAGAAGCCAUCCAAACCUGGAAUGAAACCUGACUCUCCAAAAAAAGAUACUCGUGUGAGACCAGAAGAUUUGCCAACAGCUGGCAGACCUUCGAAAACAAGUGAAUAUUCUGAGAGUAUCACCAAUUACUCAACUGAUAUAGUAGUUGAUUCAAAAUCACAUCACGAAACUAUUCGAUCAGUUGAUGAGACAAUCUUGAGAGAUGGGGAAAUAGUUUAUCAUACUUCGAUCACUGAUAAAAGCAAAUCAGAUCAACCAGAGAGAAGAGCACCUGUUAAACUUGCUCCAGAAGAUUUACCAGCAGCUGGAGCGACUACAAAAAAACCAGUCAGAUACUCGCCAGACCACCAAAAGCCUAGAAAAGGGCCAGAACCUUCAAAUGAAGGAACUAGAUUGCGUCCAGAGGAUCUGCCAGCAGCUGGAAGCCCUUCAACUAAACCAACUAGAAAAACUGAUUCUCCAUCCAAGCCAAUACCGUCCAGAGAUACAACAAUUUCUCAACACACUGAUGUGAUUGAUGACUACAAAUCUAGUACAGUAACUGAUUCUAAAUCGCAUCAUGAAUCUAUGCUGAUAGUAAAUGAAACUGUCUUGAAGAAUGGAGAAACCGUUUAUCAUAAUUCUGUUACGGAUAGAAGCACAACAGACCAACAAGCGAGAACUCCUCAUAGUAAACUUGCACCAGAAGACUUGCCAGCAGCUGGAGCCCCUACAAGGAAAGUAGUGGAAUAUUUAACAGAAAACCAGAAACCAUCAAAAUCACCUGGAAAAGGACCUGAAUCACCCAAAAAACAAACUCGUGUGAGGCCUGAAGAUCUACCAACAGCUGGUAAACUGUCUAAACCAACCAGAAAUGAGGUUAUAAGCGACUACACGACUAAUGAAAUAACUGAUUCAAAAUUUCACGAAACAAUUCGUGUAGUUGAUGAAACAGUUUUGAUAAACGGUGAAACAGUAUACCAUACUUCGGUUACUGACGUGAACACAUCAGACCAACACAAGAAAACUCCGCAUGGUAGACUAGCGCCUGAAGAUUUUCCAGCAGCUGGAGCACCAACAAAGAAAACAGAUAAACAUCCACCAGCCGAACAGGACCACCAGAAACCAUCAUUUACUGGCAAGGAACCCAAAAAAGACACUAGAUUGAGCCCUGAAGAUCUUCCUGCUGCAGGAAUGAGACCUAAACCACGCGAUCGAGGCCCUAUUGAUGAGAAGCCAACAAAACGAUCAAAAUCUCCAAGCAAAAAAGAUAAAACUCGUCCUGAUCAAUUACCAACAGCUGGAGUCCCUUCAAAACAAACUGAUAAAUACUCUCCUUCAAAAGUUCCAGAAAAGAAAACGUCAACUGACACUUUCGAAACUGUUUCAGACUUCAAAGAAUCAAAGACUAAUGCAGAAAUCUACUCUACUACUACUAUCAUCGAUUCCUUUGACAAUAAAACACCCAAGGGGGUGAAAUCACUGAAUGAUGAACCAGAAGAUAGAAAACCGAAAAAACAUGGGCCUUCAGAUACUUCGGUGAUUUCUAGAAAACCAACAGAUACUGUAGUUGAAAACUAUGAGUCUGUGAAUGAGGUUAUUGAUAUCAAGUCAAGUAUGACCUCGGAUUUUCGUACAGAAACGAUUGUGAAUAAUACCAUUGUGGAGAACUACACCGAUAUUGUGGAUCGUACUGACAAAACAUUCAUCAUAGAAGAUGUGACUAACAGAAAAGUUGUCGAUUCUGUGGAUAAAGUCGACAGAACAUUCAUCAAAGAGGACAUCAUAGAUAUUAAAGAUAUAAAAGAAAUUGAGAAUAUUACGAAUAUCAAGAAGGUGGUCGACAAUAAAGUCAUCAAAGUUGAAAAAAUAAUCAAGGAACCUGAACCCAAGAAGCCUCACUAUGUUGUCCCCCAGAAAGAAAAAUGUAUUUGCGAACUCUGUGUAUGUGGACGCCACACUUGUCCACACAAUCCAGAAGACUACAAUGACCACCUGCACCUGGAAGGUCCGUUCUUGGGCGAACCGAGGAAUGACUACAGCGCUACGAAAGGCGAGCGAUUUCCUGUCAAGAAACCGGAAGACCACCUCAAACCAGAGGGCGAGUUCGUCAAACGCGAACCAGAACCGUGGCAACCAGGCGAAAGAGCACCAGUAAAGAAACCACAGGAUAACCUCAGACCUGAGGGAGACUUUGAACGACCUGAGAAAACAGGUUGGUCUCCUGCUGAGAGGCCCCAGCAAAAAAGACCCGAGGACAAUUUGAGGCCAGAAGGUGAUUUCCAAAGACCAGCGAAACCAGAGUGGUCACCAUCCGAAAGACCAAAACAGAAGAAGCCUGAGGAUAACUUGAAACCUGAAGGUGAUUUCGAGAAACGCACUCCGGAAAAAUGGCGGCCAGGUGACAGACCCGAAGCUAAGAAACCUCACGAUAACCUCCGGCCUGAAGGAGACUUCGAGAGACCAGAGAAACCAGGAUGGUCUCCUGCUGAAAGACCUAAGCAAAAGAAGCCAGAGGAUAACUUGAAGCCUGAGGGCGAUUUCGAGCAACGCACUCCGGAAAAAUGGCGUCCAGGUGAAAGACCAGAAGCUAAGAAACCUGAAGACAAUCUCAGACCUGAGGGAGACUUCGAGAGACCUGAGAAGCCUGGAUGGUCUCCAGCGGAAAGACCCAAACAGAAAAGACCAGACGACAACUUGAGGCCAGAAGGUGAUUUCGAGAGGCCUGAGAAGCCUGGAUGGUCCCCAGGGGAAAGACCCAAACAGAAAAGACCAGACGACAACUUGAGGCCAGAAGGUGAUUUCGAGAGGCCUGAGAAGCCUGGAUGGUCCCCAGCGGAAAGACCUAAACAGAAAAGACCAGACGACAACUUGAGGCCAGAAGGUGAUUUCGAGAGGCCUGAGAAGCCUGGAUGGUCCCCAGCGGAAAGACCUAAACAGAAAAGACCAGACGACAACUUGAGGCCAGAAGGUGAUUUCGAGAGGCCUGAGAAGCCUGGCUGGUCCCCAGCGGAAAGACCAACGCAGAAAAAGCCCAAGGAUAACCUUCGUCCAGAAGGCGAUUUCGAAAUUCCAGAGCCUGAGGAAUGGAAACCUGCAGAGCGACCUCAGCAAAGGAGACCAGAAGACAAUCUAAAACCGGAAGGGGAAUUUGAUAGACCUCAGAAGCCAAAGUAUCAUCCAGGUGAAAGGCCAGUUGCAAGGAAACCUACGGAUAAUUUGAAACCUGAAGGAGAAUUCACUGGUACGAGAACAGUUAUCGAAGAUUACAGAGUAAUUCGUGGUGACAGAGCUGAGAUUACUCGCCAUGAAGACAACAUCAUUAUUGAAGGAGAAUUCACUGAUAUAACCACUAGUAAAGUUGACUUCACUGGCGAAUCAGGACCAAGACCCAGCCCCGUUCGUAGGAACACCUGGACCAAAUUAGAAGGGGACUUCACCGAUGACACCACAACAAAAUCUGAAUUUAUAGAUCACAGCAGCACUGUGGUGAAAAAUAUUGCAAAGAAACGGCAAGAUAAUCUGACAGUAACAGGGGAUAUGACUUUCGAUACAUCUUCCACCCUGGAGUACACAGAAAAAACACCUACAGUUGACAGAAGGAGACAAACGUGGACCAAAGAUGAAGUUGACAAGUUUUAUGGUACUGAAACAACAGAAGUCGUUACAACUUCACAAGAUGUAUACAAAAACUACGACACCACCGACUUCCGUCAAACAGUUGUGAUUCAUCGCGAUAAUUUGAGACCUGAAGGUGAAUUUGAGCGUCCAGAAAAACCCAAAUACAAACCUACUGAACGUCCCAUUGCUAAAAAACCAGAAGACAAUCUGAGACCAGAAGGUGAUUUUGAGAAACGCACACCAGAAAAAUUCAUCCCAGCAGAAAGACCCAAGCAAAAGAAGCCCGAAGAUAACUUAAGGCCGGAAGGAGACUUCGAAAGACCUCACAAACCAGAAUGGUCUCCAGCAGAGAGACCAAAACAAAAGAGGCCCGAAGAUAAUCUUCGACCAGAAGGUGACUUUGAACGUCCAGAAAAGCCGAAAUAUAGAUCAACAGAAAGACCUACUGCAAAUAAACCAGAAGAUAAUUUGAGGCCAGAAGGGGAUUUCGAAAGACCUGAAAAACCUGGUUGGUCACCUGCAGAUAGACCCAAGCAAAAACGACCAGAAGACAACCUUCGUCCUGAAGGUGACUUUGAUAGACCCGAAAGACCUGAGUACAAACCUGGUGAUAGGCCCGCUCCAAGAAGACCAGAAGACAAUCUGAAGCCAGAAGGCGAUUUCGAACGUCCAGAAAAACCAAAAUACAAAUCAACUGAGAGACCUUCUCCUACCAAGCCUAAAGAUAAUUUAAAACCAGAAGGCGAAUUUGAAAAACGUACCCCCGAAAAAUUCACGCCAGCUGAAAGACCUCAACAGAAGAAACCUGAAGAUAACUUGAGACCAGAAGGUGAUUUCGAGAGACCUGAGAGGCCAGAAUGGUCACCUGCUGAAAGACCAAAACAGAAAAGACCUGAAGACAAUCUUCGCCCUGAAGGAGAUUUCGAAAGGCCUGAAAAACCUAGAUAUAGAACUACUGAGAGACCAAUGCCUAGCAGACCUGAAGAUAACUUGAGACCAGAAGGCGAUUUCGAACGACCAGAAAAACCGAAAUACAAAUCAACAGAAAGACCUAUUCCUACGAAGCCUAAAGAUAAUUUGAAACCAGAGGGUGAAUUUGAAAAGCGUACUCCAGAGAAAUUCAUUCCAGCUGAAAGACCUAAGCAGAAGAAGCCUGAAGACAACUUAAGACCAGAAGGUGAAUUCCAAAAACCAGAAAAACAAGAAUGGUCACCUGCAGAGAGACCAAAACAGAAACGACCAGAUGAUAAUCUUCGCCCUGAAGGUGAUUUCGAGAGACCAGAUAGACCAGAUUAUAAACCUGGAGAAAGGCCUGCUGCCAUUAGACCAGAAGAUAACUUGAGACCAGAGGGCGAUUUCGAACGACCAGAAAAACCGAAAUACAAAUCAACAGAAAGACCUAAUCCUACUAAGCCUAAAGAUAAUUUGAAACCAGAAGGAGAAUUUGAAAAACGGACUCCAGAAAAAUUCAUUCCAGCAGAAAGACCUAAACAGAAGAAGCCUGAAGACAACUUAAGACCAGAGGGUGAAUUCCAAAAACCAGAAAGACAAGAAUGGUCACCUGCAGAGAGACCUAAACAAAAACGGCCAGAUGAUAAUCUUCACCCUGAAGGUGACUUCGAAAGACCAGAUAGACCAGAUUAUAAACCUGGUGAGAGGUCAACUGCCAUAAGACCUGAAGAUAACUUGAGACCAGAGGGCGAUUUUGAAAGACCCGAAAAACCAAAAUACAAAUCAACAGAAAGACCUUCUCCUACUAAGCCUAAAGAUAAUUUGAGACCAGAGGGAGAAUUCGAAAAACGAACUCCAGAAAAAUUCAUUCCAGCUGAGAGACCUAAACAGAAGAAGCCUGAAGACAACUUAAGACCAGAGGGUGAAUUCCAAAAACCAGAAAAACAAGAAUGGACACCUGCAGAGAGACCUAAACAAAAACGGCCAGAUGAUAAUCUUCGCCCUGAGGGUGACUUCGAAAGACCAGAUAGACCAGAUUAUAAACCUGGUGAAAGGCCAAAUGCCAUAAGACCUGAAGAUAAUUUGAGACCAGAGGGCGAUUUCGAAAGACCCGAAAAACCAAAAUACAAAUCAACCGAAAGACCUACUCCUACUAAGCCUAAAGAUAAUUUGAAACCAGAAGGAGAAUUUGAAAAACGGAUUCCAGAAAAAUUCAUUCCAGCUGAGAGACCUAAACAGAAGAAGCCUGAAGACAACUUAAGACCAGAGGGUGAAUUCCAAAAACCAGAAAAACAAGAAUGGUCACCUGCAGAGAGACCUAAACAAAAACGACCAGAUGAUAAUCUUCGCCCUGAAGGUGACUUCGAAAGACCAGAUAGACCAGAUUAUAAACAUGGAGAACGGCCAGCUGCCAUAAGACCUGAUGAUAACUUGAGACCGGAAGGAGAUUUUGAAAGGCCACAAAAGCCAAAAUAUGAAUCAACAGAAAGACCUUCUCCUACAAAGCCCAAAGAUAAUCUCAAACCUGAAGGAGAUUUUGAGAAACGCACUCCAGAGAAAUUCAUUCCAGCUGAGAGACCUGAACAGAAGAAACCCAAAGACAACUUGAGACCAGAAGGUGAGUUCCAAAAACCAGAAAAGCAAGAAUGGUUACCUGCAGAAAGACCGAAACAAAAACGACCAGAUGACAAUCUUCGUCCGGAAGGUGACUUCGAAAGACCCGAUCGACCAGACUAUAAACCCGGUGAAAGGCCAGCUGCCAUCAGACCAGAAGAUAACCUUAGACCAGAGGGAGACUUUGAACGACCCGAAAUACCAAGAUAUAAAUCAACAGAAAGGCCUACACCUACGAAGCCGAAAGACAAUUUGCGCCCAGAAGGAGAUUUCGAGAGACCUUCCCCAACUCAUCUUGGACCAGCAGAGAGAAGGAAGCCUAUCAAACAUGAGGACAAUCUUCAUCCAGAAGGGGACUUCGAACGUCCAACACCUACCAAACUUGGCCCAGGAGAGAGAAGAACGCCUAUCAGACAUCCCGAUAACUUGAGACCUGAAGGAGAAUUUGAGAGACCCCACCAACCAGAAUGGUCCCCUGCAGAAAGGCCUAAACAAACGCGACCAGAAGAUAAUCUUCACCCCGAAGGUGAGUUUGAACGUCCCGAGAGACCUGGGUACAAACCAGGAGACAGACCUACUCCUAAAAAGCCAUUGGACAAUCUUCACCCUGAAGGGAGUUUCGAACGUCCCACGCCCACCAAACUUAGUCCUGGAGAAAGAAGAACUCCUAUCAGGCACCGAGAUAAUUUGAGACCCGAAGGAGAUUUCGAAAGACCUCAGCACCCAGAAUGGUCACCUGCAGAACGGCCCAAACAAACACGACCAGAGGAUAAUCUACAUCCAGAAGGCGAGUUUGAAAGACCUGAGAAGCCAAGAUAUAAACCAGCUGAGAGACCUACUCCUAGAAAGCCAGAAGACAAUCUCCACCCGGAAGGUGACUUCGAACGUCCCACACCAACCAAACUUGGUCCAGGAGAAAGAAGGUCUCCAAUCAGACAUCAAGAUAAUCUGCGACCAGAGGGAGAUUUCGAGAGACCCCAUCAACCAGAAUGGUCUCCUGCUGAAAGACCGAAACAAAAGCGACCAGAGGAUAAUCUGCGUACUGAAGGAGAUUUCGAAAGACCAGAAAAACCUGGUUAUAAACCUGGUGAGAGACCAGUCCCAAGAAAGCCUGAAGAUAAUCUGAGACCUGAAGGUGAUUUCGAACGGCCUGAAAAACCUAAAUACCAAUCCACAGAGAGACCUAGUCCCAAGAAACCAGAAGAUAAUUUGAAACCAGAAGGCAAAUUCGAGAGACCUCAUAAACCAGAAUGGUUGCCAGCUGACAGACCCAAACAGAAGAAGCCUGAGGAUAAUCUACGCCCAGAAGGUGAGUUUGAGAGACCAGACAUAGUAGAAGUUGGGCCUGCAGAACUGAGGAGACCCAUCAAACACGAUGAUAAUCUCAAACCUGAAGGUAAAAUGACGAUGGUGAAAAGGGAUGAUUACAACGUUGUUCGUGGUGAACGAGUUGAUAUAAUCAAACAUGAGGAUAAUCUGAGGAUGGAAGGAGAAUGGAAUAUGAGGCGACGAGAUGACUACACAAAAACCACAGUCGUCGACAGAGCCCAAAUAAUCAGACAUGAUGACAAUUUGAGAGUAGAAGGAGACUUUUCAGAUUUGAGAACAAGAGACGAUUACAAUGUUGUAAAAGGAGAAAGAUGUGAUAUAAUUCGCCGGGAAGAUAACCUCAGAAUCGAAGGUGAAUUCAGCGACUACAGAAAAAGAGACGAAUUCACUACGCAUACCGAAAGGAGGCAAGUGGUGCGUCAUGAAGACAAUUUGAAACUCGAAGGUGAUUUCGAGAGACCCACCCCAACUCAACUUGGACCAGCAGAGAGACGAAGACCUAUCAAACAUGGUGAUAAUCUCCAUCCGGAAGGGGACUUUGAACGACCUUCACCAACAAAACUUGGCCCAGGAGAGAGAAGAACCCCUAUCAAACAUCCAGACAACUUGAGACCUGAAGGAGAUUUUGAUAGACCUCACCAGCCAGAAUGGACUCCUGCAGAACGGCCUAAACAAAAACGACCAGAGGAUAACCUUCAUCCAGAAGGAGAAUUUGAACGACCCGAAAGACUUGGGUACAAACCAGGAGAAAGACCGACUCCUAAGAAGCCAGAAGACAAUCUUCACCCUGAAGGAAGUUUUGAACGCCCUUCACAUGCCAAAGUUGGCCCUGGAGAGAGGAGGACACCUAUCAGACAUCCAGAUAAUUUGAGACCUGAAGGUGAUUUCGAGAGACCUCAUCACACAGAAUGGUUACCUGCUGAAAGGCCUAAACAAAGGCGACCAGAGGAUAACCUCCAUCCAGAAGGUGACUUUGAACGGCCCAAAACACCUGGGUACAAACCUGCUGAAAGACCUACUCCUAAAAAACCAGAGGACAAUCUUCACCCUGAAGGAAGUUUUGAACGUCCUUCACCUACCAAACUCGGCCCUGGAGAGAGGAGGUCACCUAUCAGACAUCCAGAUAACUUGAAACCUGAAGGAGAUUUCGAGAGACCGCAUCAGCCAGAAUGGUCACCUGCUGAAAGACCUAAACAAAGGCGACCAGAAGAUAACCUCCAUCCAGAAGGUGAGUUCGAGCGACCGGAGAGAACUGAUUAUAAACCUGGCGAAAGACCUACUCCUAAGAAGCCAGAAGAUAAUCUUCGCCCUGAAGGUGAUUUCGAACGUCCCACACCUACUCAACUUGGUCCAGGCGAAAGAAGAACUCCUAUAAGACAAUCAGACAAUUUGAAACCUGAGGGUGAAUUUGAAACACCCAAGAAACCUGGUUACCAACCAGGUGAGAGACCCACUCUUAAGAAACCUCAAGAUAGCCUACGACCUGAGGGAGAUUUUGAAACACCUACCAAACCCAAGUAUACUCCGGGAGAAAGAGCAACAAUUGUCAAACAUCAAGACAACCUGAAAGUAACCGGGGAGUUCGAAGAUACAACGAUGACAAAGUCACAGUUUACAGUGGUGAGAGGUGAGCGAGCUGAGAUUAAGAAAUACGAAGAUCAAAUCAGAGUUGGUAGCGGCAAGAUGGAUUGCGUUACAACGACACAUGAAACUUUCGAUGUCAACACACCAAAGAAAUCUCCUGUCACCCUUGGUACUCCUGGGUCGACGACAGUAGUCAACAAUCGUAGACAUAUGGAAUCUCACUUCACUCUAGGAAACGAUACAACAAAUAUGCAGACUACCAAUCAGAGCAAUUACAAUACUUUCACCAGGAAAACUGAUCGAAAAACUGUUAUCGAUAAUAAGGAAAUUUCCAAUGUUGAUAAACAUGUCGUUAGUGUUACACAAAAAGAAAAUCUAGUAGAUCGAAAGACGAAAUUCAUCGAUGACAAAACCAUCAAGAAGGACGAUAAAAUCUAUACAGAUGUUUCUUCUGAUAAAAAAACUCUUCCUGAUGGUACGAUUGUCGUUACGACUGUAAAAAAGAUAACUACUGUUGGAGGACAACAAAGGAGCCACGUUGAUAGUACUAGACAACAUCACGAGAAAGUGAUUGUUAAUGAAACGAGUAACGAUGUUAGAAGAUCGUCUCAAAUAGAUCAGCAAAGAAAUAAUGUCAGUUCAACGAACGUAACCAACGUGAAGCAAAACCAUGUAGUGCAUUCAUCAAGUCACACAGAUCUAUCAUCUCGAAGUAAUACCGAGAAUCAUACUUCACAAAGUAAUAUUAUUAAUUCAUCGAGUCAGAGGAAGGUGUCGAAUCAACAUACGGCUCAGCAAAACAACAUAAUCCAUUCCACGAGUCACCAUGACAUAACCAAACAGCACACACAUAGAAAUGUAUCCCAGAGCAAUAAUAUCAUUCACUCCUCCAGUCAGAACAUUUCGAGACAAAACGUCGAUAAGAACGUUUCCCAAUCCACUUAUCACAAGAAAGAUGCAAUCACUAAUGAAGAAAUCAAGAACCAAAUACUACAUCGCAAAGGUCACCAUACGUCUACAGAAGCGUUACACGCGACUAGUUCCUCAGCACUAGAUAUGAGGAAGUCGGUCUGUAACUUGCAUGAUCAAGGUAGAACAACAGUGAACACAGAAAGGCACAGCCUCAGUUCAAUGCAUAGGUCGAACCAGGAGUCAAAUAUCUCCAACAGAAGGAACCAACAGUUCAGUCACCAAGUGGUUGAGCGGCCUCAGAAGAUUGUGAGGAAAGAUAACUUGUCUGUUGGCGGACACUUCUAUGGAGAAUCUGAGGCUAAGUCGUAUGGAGGAUUCACUAAGCAACAGAACGUGCAACACGUAGAAAGGGUGCACAGGAGGUCUAAUGUUUCCAAUAUUACUCUGGGAGAGAGCAACGUACAGGUGGUGACUUCCUACAAGAAGGAGUAUGCUCCUAGGAACGUAGGCCCUUGUCCUGCUGGUUUGGUGGAUGCACCAAAGGGUCCCUUCAAGCAUACCAGGGACACUAAAUCUCAUAAAUUUUAUAUGCCCUUGAUAACAAAAUAGGUUUAGGUAUUCGUGCCUGGGACUAAACGUUCUUGUAAGAUUUCAUAGACUGUUAUAAUGAUUUGUGAUAUUAUGACAUGCUGACAAUUAUGUUAUUCCAUUUAUUUAUCCACACUCAUUAACAAAUACACUAUUUUUUUAUAGAUGCGACAUUAUGAGUAUUUUUGCAAUAAUAUUUUAGAAUGCUUACGGUAUGGGUUUUAUAUCUUAUUUGUAUUCCUCAAGACGUUCUAAUUUAACUUUAUGAGCUUCCCAAUGCUUGUAAUAAGUAUAAAACCCAAUAAAACAUUAUAUUCU
Molecule: messenger RNA, 14843 nt
Organism: Phaedon cochleariae (mustard beetle)
Lineage: Eukaryota; Metazoa; Arthropoda; Insecta; Coleoptera; Chrysomelidae
Source: the annotation of a GenBank genome assembly